This is a messenger RNA of Echinococcus granulosus, 2526 nucleotides long. RefSeq names its product Peptidyl-glycine alpha-amidating monooxygenase A. Gene Ontology annotation, biological process: peptide metabolic process. The transcript has 7 exons. The coding region runs from base 1 to 2526 and encodes 841 amino acids. Gene Ontology annotation, cellular component: membrane; extracellular region. Lineage: Eukaryota; Metazoa; Platyhelminthes; Cestoda; Cyclophyllidea; Taeniidae. Gene Ontology annotation, molecular function: copper ion binding; protein binding; peptidylglycine monooxygenase activity. The record is from RefSeq and is a predicted model, not a curated record.
AUGCCUGGUGCAUACCCUCGGAAGGCUGAUGAAUAUAUUUGUACGCGAAUUCCACUCCCAGAUUUCAAAUAUUAUCCUGGCUACGUUACUGCAUUUAAGCCCAUCGUUAAUGCUUCCGUUCAUCAUAUUAUACUGAGUUCCUGUGGCACUUGGUUAGGAGGUGAAGAAGCCAGUCGUCCUGGUCCUUGUGAUGGCCAAUGCAGAACCCACAUCUUGUAUGCCUGGGCACACAACGGCGCGCCCCUCGUUCUUCCUGAGAGGACUGCUUUUGAAAUUGGACGCACCACUCCAAUUAAAUCUCUUUCAAUGGAAGUCCACUACAGUCGUUAUGAGGAAAAUCCUGAUUACGCUACCAUCGAGCUCACCUACACUCUCCAACCCCAACCGAAUCGUGCCGGCAUUAUUCUUCUGUACAAUGAUGAGGCCACUAUUCCUCCACACGCUCAACAUUUUCCGACAAAUAUUUCCUGCAGACUGCGCACAGAGGUUCCAAUCCAUGUUUUUGGAAUCCGAACUCAUGCACACGACCUAAACAGAGGGGUGUACGGGUACUACUUCCGUCCCCGGGACGGUCGUUACCAGCUGAUGGCUAAGGGCAAUGCUCAUUGGCCCCAGACCUUUUACAGACCCUCGCAACUCUCUGCUGGUGACGAUUUUAUUCGUCUACAGAAUAAAGACAUCUUAAUGGGUCGAUGUGUCUACGACUCAACUGCUCGCGACACACCGACCUCCAUGGGGUCCACUCAUAUGGAUGAGAUGUGCAACCUCUAUCUAAUGUAUAUGAUAGAUUCGCAUUUCAAACUGCCAGUUGAGUCUGAGAUGUGCGCUGAUGAGAUGGUUUCUGGAGCGUGGGACAACGCACCUACUGAAUCGCUGGAAUACGUCACCAGCACUCCUCCGGCCAAAGUUCCGGAGCCAUCGGCACCCUCUCUUCCUCGUUCAAUCGACUUUCUGCCCGAUAAUGAGUGGUUCAUUAAGGGCACUCGUCUGGGAAGUGUGUCAGGAAUAGCUCUAGUUGACGACAGUAAGGGUAGAACUCACCUCUUCGUCCUUCGUCGUGGUGGAAACCCCUGGAACGAGAACUCAUUUGACGAAAGCUUCGAGUACAAUGAGCCUGAUGCCACUUAUGUACCCUCGCCAAUUCUUCACUUAGACGCGCAUUCGGGACAGUUGUUUGAAGCAUUUGGCGAUGACCUCCUCAUCCUGCCUCACGGUAUCUCCAUCGCCAAAGACGUGGCUGGCAAACCAAUCGCCCUAUUCGUCACUGACCUUGCGCGUCAUCAGGUAAUAAAGUUUGCAUGGAAUGAGUGGAAUAAACCCGCUCUGAUACUUGGACGAAGAAAUAAGACGGGAAAUGAUGAGACGUCCUUCUGCAAACCUUCUGAUGUCGCUGUCGCUAGUACGGGCGAGAUAUUCGUGGCGGACGGUUACUGCAACCAGCGUGUGGUGAAGUUCUCGCCUAACGGUGAUUACAUGGCAGAAUGGGGCGUGGGAGGAGUUGACGAGACGGAAGGCUCCAGAAAAACCGGCUUUCUGGUGGCGCACAGUAUCACUGUUGUGCCCGCCUCGGCUGAGGGCGCGGGCGGUGUGGAGCAGGUCUGCGUUGCCGAUCGCGAGCGCGCGCAAAUUGACUGCUACGACCUCAGCGGCCGACGUCUCGUUCAGUAUGGCGGCAGCAUUCUCAAGCCCUCCGUCUACGCGAUCGCCUUCAGCCCCGCCUACAACCUGAUGUUUGGUGUCACCGGACCGGCGGAUGCGACUCCGGCCACAAUAGCGCGCCUUCAGGCGAUUCUGGACGUGAGAGAGGAGGAUGUGGAGAGCACGAACAACAGUGCCUUCGUUUUCCGUCCUCUCCUCGGUGCUCAAGUCACCAAUGCCAGUCAACACAUCUUCAGGGCAAUCAACGGUCGCAAUCACCUCCUUCAUCUGGACCUACGAAGUCCUCACGACGUUGAAGUCAGCCAGGACGGCUCGAUGCUCUUCGUAGCCCAGCUGAGAGCCCCCUAUCUGCUGAAAACCGACAUCGUCGAGUCAGCCAAAAAGAGCGAGGGUGGAAAGAAGAUGACAAGGAGUGACGAAGGUAAAGCAGCCUUUCCCGCCUAUGCCUUGACAAAUCGAACCCUUACUCAGAAGGUAUUCAUCAUCAGCACCAUUGUCACGCUCUGCACAGUGGUGACGAUCAUAGCGCUCAUCCUCAUCCGCAGUCGCAAGAGUCAACCCUGGGCUUGGCGCAAACCCGCCCACCUUCAGCAACGAACUGGCCAUCGGCGGGGCAAGUGGAAGCGCUACGAUGGCUUUCGACCUCUCCAAGAGGACGAGCUUCGUGGCCUGGGAUCUGCACUUGACGAGGAUGAUGUCGAAGAAGCAGCGGUGGCGGAGGCGGCGGAUUCGGAUACCAUAAUAGACAUUCGAAAUUUCGGUCUGCUCGAGUCGCAACAACACUUUUCCGGGUCAUCAGUGCAUUCACAUUCUCAGACAAGAAAAAACGACUCUAAUUCCGCUUCUAGUCAUCAUGUUGAUACCUAG